Messenger RNA from Aspergillus melleus, 2103 nucleotides. RefSeq names its product acetoacetyl-CoA synthase. Lineage: Eukaryota; Fungi; Ascomycota; Eurotiomycetes; Eurotiales; Aspergillaceae. The transcript has 4 exons. Gene Ontology annotation, cellular component: cytosol. The record is from RefSeq and is a predicted model, not a curated record. Bases 1 to 2103 code for a protein of 700 amino acids. Gene Ontology annotation, molecular function: acetoacetate-CoA ligase activity. Gene Ontology annotation, biological process: lipid metabolic process.
AUGACUUCCCCAUCAACACUCCCCCGGAAACUAUGGGAGCAUCCGAAUCCGCAGUCCACGCAGAUGUGGGCAUUCAAGAAAUCCCUGGAAGAGCAGAAGGGCCUAGGUUUCUCAACCUAUGAUGAUCUCUACAGGUGGUCCGUCCGCAAUCGAGCGGCCUUCUGGGACUUUGCCUGGAACUACUUCAACAUAAUCCACGAGGGCACAUAUACCUGCGUCGUAGACGAGUCAGCCCGAAUUGACAGUAUUCCCGACUGGUUCAAUGGCAUCCGUACCAAUUUCGCCGAAAACAUGUUGUUCACCGGGGAGAAAUCAGCCAACGGCCACUCGACGAUCACUACGCUCAACAAGGAAGACGGGAAGAUUGCCCUAACGCAGAUUCGCGAGGGAGGGUCGGAGCCAUCCGUCAAUUUCACCUGGGGUGAACUUCGGGCGAAAACAGGAAAACUGAUUCAGGCGCUGAAGGCAGCCGGGGUCGCUAAGGGUGAUCGAGUAGCCGUGGUAGCCAGCAACAGCAUCGACACGCUCGUCGUUUUCCUGGCGACCACGGCACUCGGUGCGCUCUUCUCAUCUGCAUCGACGGAUACGGGCAUCAAAGGGAUCCUCGACCGCUUGCUCCAGUUGAAGCCGAAAAGGGUCUUCGUGGACGAUGCCGCCGUCUAUAACGGGAAACGGAUCGACCUCCGCUCCAAGAUCAAGGAUAUCGUCGACGGUCUUCGAGACGUCCAGGAGUUCGAAGGCGUCAUCUCUAUCCCUCGCUUCACAGAGCAGCCAGCAGACGUGAGCGGAUUGCUCAAGACCCAGCCCCUGUCUCAAUUCCUGGCCAGGGCAGCCUCCGAUAAACUGGAGUUUGUGCGCAUCGGAUUCCGCGAGCCCUUCCUGGUCGUCUACUCGUCCGGGACAACAGGAAAACCCAAACCCAUUGUGCACGGCGUCGGCGGAUAUCUUCUCAACGCGAGCAAAGAAGCGCGACUGAACCGGAACCACGGGCCUAAUUCCACCGUCCUCCAAUACACCACCACCGGCUGGAUCAUGUACCUCUCUGCCAUCGCGGGCUUGACAUACGGCGGCAAGUCAAUCCUAUAUGAUGGCAGCCCGUUCCUCCCCGACGUCAAGUUCCUCAUCCAGCUCCUGGGCGAGCACAAAGUGACCCAUUUCGGCACUUCCCCACGAUACCUCCACGAGCUACGCAAGAAUAAAAUCAGACCGCGGGAAAUCGCCGACCUAAGCCACUUGUCAAUCGUGACCAGCACCGGCAUGGUGCUAUCCGAGUCCCUGUUCGAAUGGUUCUACGACGACGGAUUCCCCACGCACGCGCAGCUGGCCAAUAUCUCCGGCGGCACGGACCUGGCCGCAUGUUUCGGGCUCGAGAACCCACUGACACCACUGUAUGUCGGCGGCUGUCAAGGUCCCAGCUUAGGCAUUCCCAUCGCAGUCUUCGAUCAAGCCGAGGAGGGUGCCUCGGGUGUCAAAGGCACUGAAGUCCCGGACGGGACACCGGGGGAGAUCGUAGCCACCGCGGCAUUUCCUACCAUGCCGGUGAAGUUCCUCGGUGACGAUGGGGCCCAGAAAUAUUUCGAUUCAUACUUUGCGCGAUUUGACAACGUCUGGACCCACGGCGACUUCAUCAGCAUCCACCCCAUCACGAAGCAGAUCUUCUUCCUCGGCCGCUCCGACGGCGUCCUAAACCCAUCCGGAAUCCGGUUCGGAUCCAGCGAGAUCUACAACGUGAUCGACACGCAGUUCUCAACCGAAGUCGCGGAUUCGAUCUGCGUCGGACAACGCCGACCCCAAGACAGCGACGAGUCCGUGAUGCUGUUUUUGCUCAUGAGACCGGGUUUCCAGUGCACGGGGGAGUUGGUGGGACGGGUCAAAGAAGCGAUUCGGAAGGCGUUGAGCGCAAGACAUGUGCCGAAGUUUGUGUUUGAGACGCCUGAGAUUCCGACGACGGUGAACCUGAAAAAGGUCGAGUUACCGGUGAAGCAAAUUGUGUCUGGGAGGAAGAUCAAGGCGUCAGGAACGCUGCUGAACCCCCAGAGCUUAGACUUCUAUUACAAAUUCGUAGAGGUGGAAAGAUUAACGGAACCGAAGAGCAAACUAUAA